Molecule: messenger RNA, 729 nt
Organism: Tetranychus urticae (two-spotted spider mite)
Lineage: Eukaryota; Metazoa; Arthropoda; Arachnida; Trombidiformes; Tetranychidae
Source: RefSeq, a predicted model, not a curated record
AUGGGUUCCACUUGUUCAUUACCACCCAUUGUCUUACCGUUUAUUCAUACAUUUAGUGUACAAAAAUCAAAUCCAUCAGAACCAACAGUUGAAACUAUUGAGCGACUAAUCACUCGCGACCGGCAAUCGACAAAAAAUGUCGGCUUAAAUAAAUUGAAUGUUACUGAUAAAAAAUUUCUAGUUCCAAGUGAUAAUCACAUGAAAGACAAACGACCAAUUAAAUCCUCUGGAUCCAAUGAAUCGUCUAAAGUAUAUACAUUCAAGGAAUACAAACAAUACUUGCAAUCAAGAAGGGAAUCAAAAACAAUUUCAACUCCAGUAACAUCAAUAACUGAGAAAAAGGAAACCAACAAUGAACGCUGUCGAACAGCAACAAUCCGAAAGAUAAACAAAGAUGAUAAAACAAACUCAACCUCAACCUCAACCUCCUCCUCUCCUUUAUCAUCAUCUUCUUCAUCCUCACCUCCUUUGACAUUGUCAGUGAUAUCGUCUAAUUCAAUAUCAAAUCAAAGUGAAUCCAAAAAGUCAUCAUCAGCAGUGAUUAACAGCGUUAAAAAAGUAACAUGGCAAAAAACUGACCGUAAGUCCAGUUUUUCUGACAAGGAAAGCUCAGAUGAUUCAGGAAUAGGAGGUUUAUCUACAACAUUGGAACAAGCUUCUAAAUCAAAAAGACGAAUCAGACCAACUGCUGAUACAAAUCAUAAGAAAUGCAAUUGGCCAACUGCUUGA